GUGCUAUUAAUGCUCUUUCCUACGUAAGUAAUGGAUAUACUGUUCAUCGUUACCCUUUUCACAGCAUGGCUUAAUACUUGUGAAUCACAGAUCCCAGGGAACCCAGGUACUUGUUCAAAUGUUUCAAAUGGAGAGCCUUUGGUUUGCUGUCCAAAUUAUCGAAAAGUCGGGACCUCUUGCGUAGAAUGUUGGCCUGGAUCACGAGGUGUUAAUUGUGUUGAAGAUUGUCCAAAUGGGUUCUAUGGACGACUCUGUAAAAAGAUGUGUGAAUGUCAUCCAUGUGAUAAAGUCAACGGGUGUCUUCUCAAUUGGAACUAUACUCAUUUAGAGGAAAAUGAAGGUCCAACGAGAUUUCACUGGUUUUCAAUACUAAUUGUGUCAUUUGGUGGAUUUGUAGUUUGUUGCAUCUUAUGCCUUUCUGUCUUUUGUAUAUUCAGAUUUAGUGCCUCUGCUACACCUAAUGUUCUGACCGAGAAAGACGUUCAGAAUGACAAGGAUCUUUCCAAAAAACUACCACAUAACCUUUUGCAAAAGACAAGCACUGUUGAUGUAGCCCGAUCAAAUGAUACAGAUUCAGAUGCUCACUGCAAAGGCGUUUGUCAAAGGAAAGAUCAUUUUCCCAUAAAGAAAAGCGAUGAACCCAAAGAUUUUCAAUACUAUCAUAUUGAUCCGCUCAAUGAACCUUACAAUAUUCUUAAACUGUCAUUCAAAAAUGAUGUUCAAAAAAUGAAAAGUGAGACACAACCUUUGCAAAUACUGAGCCGUGCUCAACAUGAUACUUUUGAAAGAAAACGAUGUCGGGAAGCUGUGGGUUUGUUAUAACGGAAUCAAUCUUAAUGUUGUAUAAUAAAAAUUUU
Magallana angulata is the source of this 857-nucleotide messenger RNA. Its product is annotated as scavenger receptor class F member 2-like. The transcript is spliced from 6 exons. The record is from RefSeq and is a predicted model, not a curated record. The coding region runs from base 31 to 822 and encodes 263 amino acids. NCBI's taxonomy places the organism in Eukaryota, Metazoa, Mollusca, Bivalvia, Ostreida, Ostreidae.